AUGAGGAACAUUACUAAAAGCCAGACUAUGUUACUACUCGUUGUUACACUUUUAAUGGUGAUUGCGUACCAUGAGGGAGAAGCCAUACAAUGUUCACAGAUAACCAUGUACUUAGCACCAUGUUUGUCUUAUGUAAAAGGUGGAGGAAAUCCACCUCCACCGUGUUGUGCCGGGCUCAAUAAUCUAAAAGCCUCUGCGCCGGGGAAACCCGAUAAACAAGCAGCUUGUCAAUGCUUGAAGAAUGUAGCUAAUGCCAUAGCCGGAUUCAACGAUGACUAUGCCAAACAACUCCCUGCUAAAUGUGGUGUUAGUGUGGGGGUCCCUUUCUCUAAGAGCGUGGACUGUAACAGGUAUAGCGAAGAUUGCAAUAGCAUCCAUCUAUCAAUUUAG
Molecule: messenger RNA, 390 nt
Organism: Eruca vesicaria subsp. sativa (arugula)
Lineage: Eukaryota; Viridiplantae; Streptophyta; Magnoliopsida; Brassicales; Brassicaceae
Source: the annotation of a GenBank genome assembly